Molecule: messenger RNA, 793 nt
Organism: Mirounga angustirostris (Northern elephant seal)
Lineage: Eukaryota; Metazoa; Chordata; Mammalia; Carnivora; Phocidae
Gene: NENF
Product: neudesin neurotrophic factor
Exons: 4
Coding region: 1-519 (172 amino acids)
Cellular component (GO): membrane; endoplasmic reticulum; endomembrane system
Source: RefSeq, a predicted model, not a curated record
AUGGCGGGCCCCGCGUCGCGGCGGCGGUUGCGGCGGCUGGCAGCGCUGGCCCUGCUCCUGGCGCUGGCCCCGGGGCCGCCCGCAGCCUGGGCCGGGCAGGCGCCGCGCCCCGCCGAGCGGGGGCCCCCGGUGCGGCUCUUCACGGAGGAGGAGCUGGCCCGCUACGGCGGGGAGGAGGAGGAUCAGCCCAUCUACAUGGCAGUGAAAGGUGUGGUGUUUGAUGUCACUUCUGGAAAGGAGUUUUAUGGACGAGGAGCCCCCUACAAUGCCUUAACUGGGAAGGACUCCACCAGAGGGGUGGCCAAGAUGUCCCUCGAUCCCGCAGACCUCACCCAUGACACUACGGGCCUCACGGCCGAGGAGCUGAAAUCCCUGGACAACGUCUUCACCAAAGUCUACAAAGCCAAGUAUCCCAUCGUGGGCUACACAGCCCGGAGGAUUCUCAAUGAGGACGGCAGCCCCAACCUGGACUUCAAGCCUGAAGACCAGCCCCAUUUUGACACAAAAGACGAGUUUUGAUGUUCCAUCCCGGGGGCGGGGGUGGUGUUCCUGAUUGGGGGGGGUGGCAGGGAGACCCUCAGCUGCCAAAUCUCCUGCAAAAUAGGCUGCCCGAGCCUCUGGGCACCCGGGCCCAAAUAAAGCAGACGUUGAACCCGGAACCCUGAAUGCCUGUUAUUGUCCUUGGUCGAGUGUUCCGUCGCCGUGGCAUCCCGCCCGCACACCAGCCAGGCUGGUAAGGAUGGCGGAGCGGGCAGCCCCCUCCGGGUCACUGUUCACUCUCUGGGCAGUAGAA